AUGGUCAGCUCAGCUGCGAGCACCGCCUACCCCCGGCCGCGACGCGGAGGUCGCUGCUCAGCCAGCCCUGCAGGAGGCGCUAUAGGAAUGGCCUAGCGGCUACGCAUGCGCGAUACAUCGCCGGCAGGGGGCGGGGCCCCCUGAACCCGGAAGCAGGGCAGCUCACGUGGGGGCCGCGGAGGAGGCGGUCGGGUUUUUGCUACCCGGUUCUAGGCAGUCUUCGAGGGGGUGUCCGCGCUGUUCUUUCCUCCGUCUGAGGGGGCGGGGGCAGCGGUCGGGUCCCCUUCGCCCGUGUUGGGGGCCUGGGGACGGGCCACGGCGGAGUGACCGCUCCCGAGGACGCAGCAGGGGUCACUGACCAUGGCACUGAUAUCGACCUGGCGUUGCUCCGGUCGCCUCCUCACGCGUCGUUUCUCCGGAGCGGCGCGGCGUGGGGUGCGGCCUGGCGGGGAGGAGCUAAGCCGCCUGCGACUGGAUGACCUGCCGACGACCCCGCGGUCUGAGGGGAGACUGGAGCUUCUGUUCGGCCUGUCCCCGUGUCUCCUGGCUCUGCAGGCCGCCCGCCGCCGCGUGGCCCGGCUCCUGCUCCAGGCCGGCAGGUCCGGGCUGCAGGGGGAGCGGGCCGAGCUGCUCCGGGUGGCCGAGGCACGGGACAUCCCAGUGCUGCGGCCCAGACGGAAGCAGCUGGACGCCCUGUGCCGCUACCAGGUCCACCAGGGCGUCUGCAUGGAGGCAAGCCCGCUGCAGCCCCUGCCCUGGACUGAGAGCCGUGAGGCGAGGCCAGGCGACGACCCCCAGCAGUUGUGGCUCGUCCUCGAGGGGCUCCAGGAUCCCCGGAAUCUUGGGGCCGUGCUGCGCUCCGCUCACUUCCUCGGAGUGGAUAAAGUCAUCACCAGCCGGAGAAACAGCUGCCCGCUCACUCCAGUGGUCAGCAAGGCCAGCGCCGGCGCUAUGGAGGUGAUGGACGUAUUCUCCACUGAUGACCUGGCCGGUUUUAUACAGGCCACAGCUCGGCAGGGCUGGCUCGUGGUGGGCACGGUGGGCUGCCCGGGCCCUGAGACUUCCCCGUCCUCUGAGAUCCCCGUUACUAGCUGCUUGGAGUUCCCCUGGGACCGGCCUACUCUCCUAGUGCUGGGGAACGAGGGCUCUGGUCUGUCCCGAGAGGUGCAGGCCUCCUGCCAGCUUCUCCUUACCAUCCUGCCCGGCCGGCAGCUGCCUCCUGGAUUUGAGUCUUUGAAUGUCUCUGUGGCUGCAGGAAUUCUUCUUCACUCCAUCUGCAGUCAGAGGAAGGGUUUUCCUGCAGAGAGGAAGAGAGGGCAACUUCUCCAAGACCCUCAAGAACUUUCAGCCAUGUCUAAAGGGCCGAGAGUGGCUCAGCAUCCAGGACUGUCCUCAGGAUCAGAAAAAGAGAGGCAAGAUGGAGGCUGACUUGGACUGUCCGAGGUGUGUGUGUGCUGGAGGGCACACACAUCCACAUGCUCGAAUGUACCAGAGCCUCCUGCCUGAGUGUGCACCCAGGCCCCUGUUUAUUAACCGCUGUCUUGGGGGACAGGGAGUUGGAGAUGGCAGCUCAUUAAUUUCUAGGCCGUGCUGGGACAGAGGGUCUCUUUCUUCCUACUGGAAGUCAAGGGAAAGUGUAGACUCAGAAGGAAAUCGGGCAGCCCAGUCCUUUCCUCUUGAGGAAGAAUCCAUUUGAGAAUGUAGAGGGAGGCCUGGGACCCUCUUAUGGGCCAGACAGGUGCAAAUCCAGGCUCAAGCCCUGCCCCACUGCAGGCCCUUGAGCACAUGGCAUCGUCUCUCUGCGCCUCAGGGCCCUUGUCUACACUUCCUCAGGGGGCUGUUGUGAGGAUCAAAUAAAACAUCGCCUAGUAUCCAGCAGGCACUCCAC
Messenger RNA from Diceros bicornis minor, 1888 nucleotides. It is a transcript of the gene MRM1, whose product is annotated as mitochondrial rRNA methyltransferase 1. Lineage: Eukaryota; Metazoa; Chordata; Mammalia; Perissodactyla; Rhinocerotidae. Gene Ontology annotation, molecular function: RNA binding; RNA methyltransferase activity. Gene Ontology annotation, biological process: rRNA methylation. The record is from RefSeq and is a predicted model, not a curated record. Gene Ontology annotation, cellular component: mitochondrion. The transcript is spliced from 5 exons. Bases 361 to 1428 code for a protein of 355 amino acids.